Wyeomyia smithii (pitcher-plant mosquito) is the source of this 1990-nucleotide messenger RNA. RefSeq lists its product as uncharacterized. The transcript is spliced from 3 exons. Lineage: Eukaryota; Metazoa; Arthropoda; Insecta; Diptera; Culicidae. Bases 614 to 1873 code for a protein of 419 amino acids. The record is from RefSeq and is a predicted model, not a curated record.
GACUGAUAAAAGUUUUGAGCAGAGUCGACGUCGUGAUUGAUAGAAAAUUGUUUUUUUUACUUAAAUAAUAUUAUAUUAAAAUUUCUGCGAUUAAUUCAUAAAUAUAUAUAUUUGUUACAACGUUACACUCCAAAGUAACCUCAAACUAGGUUAACCGAUCUGAUCAAUAGCAUACGUGAAUUAGUGCCAGCGUACACCCGAGACACGUGUACCACGGUUACCUGGAAAAAUACCGUAAGCGAUAAAAUAAAACAGGUUGAAAAGUAUUAAUAUAAAGUAUUAAAUACAGGUGAAUUAUUGAAGAAAGAUAGAGCAAAUUCAAGACAAAAUAGGGUUAACUGCGAAAUUCGGAAGUAAGGUUAACCGGAUCAUAUAAAAAUCUAAGGAACGAGGAGAUAAAUUAAACGAAUAUUUUAUCAAAGUCAUAAUAAAUUGUUAAAACUUCGGAAGUGGUUCUUCUCAUUCGUUGACUACAGCGUCAACAUAUUAAAAUAUUCGUUUAGUAGAACAUUAUGCGAACGUACAAAUAUGCCACGAAGUGAAGUCGUUAUCCGGGUCAACGAUCAAGACAGCGACAAAGCCGAAAACAACUGUCAAUCAUGCGACGGGCCGGAUGACUCAAGAAUGGUUCAAUGUGAUAAAUGUGACAGCUGGUACCAUUACAAUUGCGCAGAAGUCGGAGAUGAUAUCAUGGACAAGGAUUUUAUUUGCGGUAACUGCCCUACCAGAAAAAAAUCGCCUACCUAAAGCUACUGCUAACCCAGCGGUAGUCACUCCAGUAUGUGCUGCAAGCCACAGCCAGACAUCAAAGGGCAUUGUUUCACAGUCACUAGGAAAUGUCAUAUUAUCUACUUCUAUUUCAAAUACACCGUUUUUAGACAUCUUUCCACCGUAUACUGUGAACUCAUUGAUAACUCGUGAUGCCACUGUACCACCCGUACGCGUGACUAAUCCAAGUCAAGGAAUGGUACCACCCAGUGCUCUUAUGCAGCCGAUAUCCACAGUAACCUUCCCAGCAACUUCCAGUUUUAUGAAUCCUACGGAUGCACGUCCCACUCAGUUGGCAACAAGUCUACAGGUAAAUACACAGCAGAAUCUUGUGGAAAACGCGAAACACUGUUUAAAGGGUGCAAGCUCGAAGGCAUCAACUAAACAAUGGCAGUUGAAACUAGAGUUACAAUUGUUGGAACAUGAAAAAGCACUGGAAGAAGAAGAAGAAAGGAAGAAACGUGAAUACUUACGCAAACGUCACGAUCUACUGCGAGAGCUGAUCGAUGAAGAUAAUUCAGUAACAAGCGUAGAGGAGGAUGAUACCAAUAUCAGAGUUUCAGAAUGGCUCCAAAGUGUCACACACGGAAAUGAAACCCGAAUUCAGUCAGAAGAUACACGACGUUCGAAGGUAAAUGACACUGAAAACUGCCGUGCGACACCCGCAUCACACCUAAGGCAGCUAAACACGACGUGGCCAGCUAGAACGACGGUGCCUUUCCGUAUGACAGAAAAUUCUCAGUUACCCAGGAGAGGUACACAAUUUGUAAAUACAGACGCAUUCGAUCCUGUACGACGCUCUACACCGAGACGAACCGAGUUAUAUGACGACGAUGAAGGCAACAACCUAACGCGCAGCCAAGUUGCAGCUCGGCAAGCAGUAUCACGAGAGCUCCCGAACUUUAGCGGAAUUCCCGAGGAGUGGCCGCUCUUUUUUUCUACAUUCACAACUACAACUUAUAUGUGCGGGUACACUCCAGAAGAGAAUUUGAUACGUCUGCAAAAAUGCUUGAAAGGCAAGGCAUAUGAGGCAGUGAAGUGUAGACUUAUGCACCCAUCUAAUGUACCCGGUAUCAUUGCACACUGGGCCAGAAAUGGAAUCUAGCGGAACGAAAUUAAUAGCGCUCUCAGGGUUUAACCAAUCGGUUUUCAGUCUUCUACAAAGUUUCUUGGUAUAGUUAGGGCUUCAUUUUGGAUGUUUGAAUUAGUUCGGAAUUUAGCC